Molecule: messenger RNA, 1413 nt
Organism: Neurospora crassa OR74A
Lineage: Eukaryota; Fungi; Ascomycota; Sordariomycetes; Sordariales; Sordariaceae
Exons: 1
Coding region: 714-1022 (102 amino acids)
Source: RefSeq, a predicted model, not a curated record
CUUGUGAAAGAUGUUAUCAAUUUGUUUGAAGAUAUAGAGAGCACUCCCUGUCAAAAGCGCGCUACACUACGCAUUUCAUGCUGCUACCAACAAAUCAUGAGUGGCAGGGUUUUCUAUAUUUGACUGGCCAAGUUCGCUGACGAGGAGACUUUGGGCGCUCGCCAUGCCCUAUCUCGAGGCCAUCGACUCUUUCAAGUGGACUGCACCGAUUUGAUGUGGCGCGAGCCAACUAGGCCUUAUUAACGGCGUCUGGAUCAUGACUGUUUAGACUCCAGGCGAUGUCAAAAAGUCAAACGGCGAUCAACAUAAGCAGAGACGUUGAAAACAUCAGAUCAUGCGUCUUACGCAGGUAACGACACAAUCCGAGCACUCGAGAGCGGGUGUAGCAGCACACACUCCUAAGUGUCAAGGUGCCACUUGACACUAGACGACACCGGGAGAAGGCGACAAGAAGUUCCGGGAUAGCUGAGAUCCAAGCCACGGGCUGACAGAGCUGAGAUGGUGUCGCGGUGUCGUUGGCGUUGGUGUGUCUGUGCAAUGUCGUGCAGGUGUACCAUGAGAAUGGAACAGCGAAGGAGGAGGGUGCCGGAUGGGAUGAACCGAAGAAAAACGGAGCCACAAUUGUUUCCCAAACCAGCCAUCAAGGAGGACCCAAUUCUUUUCGAACUGGUGACAUUCGAGAUCUCGUGAGCUCGUAGCGGGAGCAAUGGCAAAUGGUUGUGAGUCGAGGUGCUGCUGAUGGAUUGGAGGUUGGCUUAGGUUGUAGUGUAGCUGGGACUUGGAGGGCAACCCGAACAAACGGCGUCACCACUCUGCCAACACCUCCACCGGGCUCGGGCCCUUCCUUGAUUUACUACCCCACCUCAGCCCACCUUCAUGUCACUCGUCUUUUGUUGACCCCUCGGAGCUUCUUCCUUUGCAACACCAGUCCAGGAAAUCUGCCAGGCCAUUCGACCGCCAUUCGAACCGUCUGCUCCCAACCUCGGGUCCUCAGCAGCAGCAGCAGCAGCAGCAGCAUCUGAACGGAGUCGAACAUGGGAGUUGAUAUCUCAUUCGUUGCUCAUGAUCUGCACCAUCUCUACACUACGCGUGCAGGUAAGUGUCUGAGGGAGGACUGUGCCAGCUGAAGACGCAGUCAUUGUCUCACUAGACUGGAGCACCUGGGGGCUCUUGGAGAUAUGUAUGGCUUCCAGCACCGUUGAUGGUUGUUGUCGAUGCCGCUGUCGCCGCGGUCGCCUUGGUCGUCGCGAUCAUGGCAUGGUAAAAGAUGGAAAACCGGCAGGUCGGGUAUCGAUGUAAGGUGCUCCGCCCCGGUCUGGACCUUUGUUCCGGGGGGCUGUUCACCUUGGCCGGGACAUGGUCGGGCAUAUUGCGUCUCACGGCAUCGAAUCGAAUCGGUCGCCAUGAGCCUCC